AUCACGUAAAGCCAUCGAACUACCGUUCAUCCGUGGUUCUGGAACCCCCAGGCUCAUACCAAGCCACACGAUUUAUAGGCAGAAUUCGAACAUGGGGAUUGCAUAUCCGGGCAGUUGAGCUCAACCGACCGUGCCUGCCUUACAAACUGACGCAUUUAGCUGUCUUGCAUUCCUGUAAGCAGUGGGUCCAUCCUAAUCGGAAGGUGUUCUUUACCAUCCGAUGCCGUCAUGGCGUCCCUCAUUAGCAAGGCUAGAAAGCCCAAGUUUCACCUCCAUCUCAAGAUCUACGAUCUCAACAACGUCCCCCUGAUCUCAGGGGGAUCCCUCGUCAAAUGGCAUCUCCCACAUUCCAUCCAUGGCGAGCACCGGAGCCGGACCCACAAGUGCCCCAUCACCAAUCACCGGGUUGAGUAUGGCUAUUGCAAGAUAGUCCCGCUCCGCAUCGUUAUCGACCGCGCCGGCAACCUAACCGAGUGCCCCAUCGAGUUUGAGGUGAUGCAGGAAUUCGGUAACGCCGGCGCGGGCGGCGGCGGCGGGAGUGGGCGAGACGAGAAGAUCACCCUCGGCACUGUCCGUCUCAAUCUGAGUGAGUACGUCGAGGAGAGCGAGGCCCUACUGCGUCCGGGUGCCGGGCCUGUCCGACCGAAUUCUAGUGGAUCCAUCGACAAGCCCGGCGGCCAUGCCCGCCAGCGUAGCUCUCUGAGCGGAAUCAGCAGUCUCGGUAGCAGUAUUGGGCUUGACAUUGGACGGAAGGCAUCCCACUCCUCUCAGGUCGCAGCCAGCGAGGACGCCACAGCCACCACCUCGGACGUUGAGGACGGGGUCAUACGACGCUACCUCAUGCAGGACAGCAAGAUCAACAGUACGCUGAAGAUCGGGAUCUUGAUGGUGCAGGUUGAAGGCGAGCGCAACUACGUCGCGCCCCCUCUCAAGACAGCGCCCGUCUUCGGCGGCAUCGCGGGGAUGAUGCCGGGGGAACCGCUCGAGCCGCCAGUCGACCGCGCGGGGGCGGGCUCUACCGAAGCCGGCGUGGACGGUGCGGCGCGGGUGGCGUCACUCAACAAGUCGCGCGACACACACGAAGUUCAGGACAUGUACCGGCGCGCCCUGGCCGCCAGUUGGGCGUGCCAGCCAGAUGAGCUGCCGGCUGACGAGUGCAUCGAGGACAUCUUCGCCGGGGGCAACGGCUUCCUGUCGAACGGCAGCCACGGUGUGGAACACGACCACGCAGCGCGGCACGAACCGAGCGGCGGCGGGGUGGCCAGAAGCUCUUCGGGGACGGGAAGGCGCUCCGCGCCGUCGUCGCGGUCGGCCACCGACCUGCGCCAACAGGCGGGCGGCAUCACCCCGUCGCGCGACGAUAGCGCGUCGGGCGCCGACGAGGACGUGGACGGGAUGAACACGCUGCGACCCCGCGACCUUGCCAAGUUGCGCCACCACUUCCGGGCACACAGCGGACCUAGCGACCGGGCGCCCGCCACCGCGUUUCCAGCGUUCGAGGACCCGGGGGCGACCGCCGGCGGCGGCGGCGCCAGCGGCGGGGCGAUGACCGGUCUGGGGGUCGUGGAGCCGCGCCACAUCCAGACCCGAAGUCAUCAGGAGCGGCGGGACGUGGGCAAGGAUGAGGGUGCUGGGAGGAAUCGGAGCGGGAGUCUUGCGAGCUUGGCUACGACCACAGGGAGUAGUAGUGACAGAGGGAGGGACGGAUUCAAGCGCCCGAGGGGGGUGGAAGAGUACGAGGUGCGGGAAGACAUGGUUGCGUGGAGUUUGCCGGCGGCAGUCUCAUGAUUUGGAUGGGGUUUGGUUUAUGGCGUCUGGCGUCGUAGGUCGAAGGGAGCGAGCGGUUGUUGUUUAUAACAAUUAGAAGGCUUCUACACUAGCAACAAUGUUUCAUUGCCCGACUUUCAAGUGGAUCAUUCUGGAUACAGACAGACAGGCUUAUAGGCACUACCGGCUCUAUACUUGGGACCACCUCGGCUCUAUAUAUAAUUAAGCUAGGUGUAUCUACCGAGGAAACCUUUUUUGAC
Molecule: messenger RNA, 2027 nt
Organism: Phialemonium atrogriseum
Lineage: Eukaryota; Fungi; Ascomycota; Sordariomycetes; Cephalothecales; Cephalothecaceae
Product: putative respiratory complex assembly protein rmp1 protein
Exons: 4
Coding region: 229-1788 (519 amino acids)
Source: RefSeq, a predicted model, not a curated record